GUUAUAGUUGUAUUAUAUUAUUAUUAUUUAUUAUGUUUAACGAACGAUGUCAACAAAAAUUGAAGAACGAUUAGAAUGAGCAACGAGCUACUUGUCAACAUAACUUCACCCUAAAAUGAUUGUGUCUUUGACCACGACGGACUUUGUUCUGUGACUUAAAAUAUUACCUUUUACAUCGUAUCGUUAUUUUUUAAACGGUUAUGUUGACUGAACGUUGAGAUGAAAGUACAGAUGUAUUCUAAGCUGAAAAACGUUUAUGUGAAAGAUACAUGGCACAACGAAAAGGUUCCUCUAGACAUUGUCAUUACAGUGGAACAAACUUUUCGUGACAAUGAAAAAACUAUAUUUAUCUCUGCUUCUGAUGAAAAUGACCCACUUUUUUAUAUCACGUCAAAUGUUACUGAAGAAAGCUUCAGAACUAUCAAAGAGUCUCAAGACUUGGUCGUCAGCUUUGAUAGCUUUCCAAAUCAAAUAAUUCAACUUUUAAAUAAUUCAGAUACAACUGGUGAUGAUGGCCCUAAAUUUAAACUGUUAAUUCAAGAUGAAUAUAUGGGUAAUAAAAUGUAUAAAGGACCAAAGUAUGUAUUGAAAAUAAUUGAACUAAAUGAAUUUAAAAACCUUUGUCAUUUGGCUAUUGAGAUGUCUAAAGCAUCCGAUACUGAUGUAGCAAAACACAUAUGCAAAAAAAUGACGUCAAUCAAAAAUGUAAUUGAAUUAAAAGAUAAAGAAACUGAAAACUUGAAACGAGAACUCUUAAAACUCCACAAUGAAUUGGCAAACAAAAACAAUGAAUUAGAAAAAUUUCAAUCGUCAAUGAACCAUGAAAAAAUUAACCUAACUGCCAAACAAGAACAAGUUAUAGACCAAUGGAAAGAAAAAUAUGAAAAAUUAGAUGCUGAACGAAUGAAACAACUGCGUGAAAUGCAUGAAGAAAUGAUUGCACAACAGGAAAGAUUAAGUUCCUCUCUUCAAACAACUAUUAAAUCACAAAAUAAAGAAAUUCAAAGUUUAUUAACUCAAUCAGAAAAUAAAUCUGAACAAAUUAGUGAAAUGUCAAUUCGCAUGAAAACCCUGGAAUCCAAGAACAAAACUUUAAUUGAGGAAACUACAUCCCUAAUUAAUACUAAUGAAAACCUAAUAUCAGACAGAGAUAUUAAAAAAAAAAUUAUUGAAAGAAUGCAAAAUCAUAUCUUAUCUUUAGAAAAUGAAAUUAAACAAAAUACAAAAUUACUUCAGAAACAAAAUAAUUAUUAUGAAAUAUCUAAUAAACUUCAAGAGCAGUUAUCAACUGUUUUAAAAGAAAACGAAGAAUUAAAGAAACACAAUGAAGACAAUUUGAAAUCAAUGUGUGAUGAACUGAAACAAGCAAAUAAAAUAAUUAAAAAAUUGCAUGAUUCCAAUCAGGAGCAGUCACAAAAGCUUAUAUUAAGUAAAGACAUUGCAUUGAAACAAAAAGAAGACAUUCUUAGGUAUCAAAGUGAAAACACAAAGUUAUCAAAAUCCCUUGAAGAAAAAUCUUCCAGUAUUGAAAAUCUAAAUAUUCAAUUGUUGGAAACUAAAAAUAAGCUAACAAUCGUAGAACAGAGUUUAAAAGAAAAAGAAGAACGUUUGGCCAGUAAUGACAAGGUGAUUCAUUGGUUAAACAGCAAGUUGAACAACUGUGAGAUUGUAGCAAAGUCGUCUAGUAAUUGUGGUAUAUUAUCAGAAACAAAAAAUGCUAAUGUCAAAAGUGUGGAAAAAUUUUCAACAUCGACUCCAGCCACUGCUGAAACUGACAAUAUUAACCCUAAAUCAUCCUCCAAUGGUCGGAAACUGAACUCGAAAACUUUGAGUUCUAACAUCAGUGAAACAUUGACUAGUAAUACAAAGAGAAGUGCUCCGAUUCGGCGUGUUAUGUAUGGACCACUCAGUUCUGCUCCUUAUUUUGCAGCCUGAAUAUAUAAUUUUUAAGAUUUUUAUGUUGAAUUAUUUUUAUAAAUGUAUACUUUUUUAACAAAAUAUAAUAUGUAACUAUAUUUUUAAUACUUAAUACAAAACAUUUGAUCGUAAA
Molecule: messenger RNA, 2050 nt
Organism: Aphis gossypii (cotton aphid)
Lineage: Eukaryota; Metazoa; Arthropoda; Insecta; Hemiptera; Aphididae
Product: spindle assembly abnormal protein 6 homolog
Exons: 12
Coding region: 220-1935 (571 amino acids)
Biological process (GO): centriole replication
Cellular component (GO): centriole; centrosome
Source: RefSeq, a predicted model, not a curated record